Molecule: messenger RNA, 2981 nt
Organism: Phalaenopsis equestris
Lineage: Eukaryota; Viridiplantae; Streptophyta; Magnoliopsida; Asparagales; Orchidaceae
Product: transcription initiation factor TFIID subunit 4b
Exons: 15
Coding region: 76-2796 (906 amino acids)
Biological process (GO): transcription initiation at RNA polymerase II promoter
Cellular component (GO): transcription factor TFIID complex
Molecular function (GO): protein heterodimerization activity; RNA polymerase II general transcription initiation factor activity; DNA binding
Source: RefSeq, a predicted model, not a curated record
UCUUCAGAACUCUUAUGGUGAAACUAGUUCGCGGGUUCGGAUCCGGCAGAAGAACAAAAUCCUCAUAACCCUAGGAUGGAUCCAUCCAUAGUGAAAUUCAUGGAGGACGACGAGGACGAGAGCUUGCACUCCGGGGCGGACGUCGAGGCGUUCUCCGCCGCAUUGACCCGGGACAUCGGAGGAGAUCCCCCAUCCCAUGCCCCCCAGCCUCCGGACCAUGAUGCUGAAUUGAACAAUCAAGGCAGCAAUCCUGGACCACAAAAAUUACUUGAACAAUGGAAAGCUAGCACUGAAGAUGAAAAUCCGGGACAAGGGAUGCGUCAAACUGAAGAGCAGCAUUUGCAGUCAGAUGAAAAGCAACAUCUCUCUCUCACAGAGCAAUCAAAUCAGGAACUUGGUGUCAAUGAAAAUGAUCAAUCAACAGAAAAUCAGUCAGAUAAGCGUCAUCACCACUUACAAGAGGGACAUUCUCAAUCUGACAAGCAGUGGAACCCUUCCUCAGCUGUUGAGAAGGAUGAAAUCAAUACAAUUGACAAAAAUUCUUUUCACCCUCACAAACAGGAAAGAGUUCAGUCCUCUUCGUCUCAAGGUCACAGUUCUCAGCAGUUAAAUGCACAACAAUCAUUAGCUUCCAAUGAAGAAAAUCAUCCACGUAGUUUGCAGCAUUCAAAUGUUCAACAGCCACAGGGUCCUAGUGAAACAGCCAAUUUAGCAAGGCAGACGAAGCCAAUGCCUACUAUACCAUUCCACUUGUUGAUCCCAAUUCUACAUCCUCAUCUUGAUAAAGAUAGAUCAAUGCAACUUCAGGCCAUUUUUACUAAGCUAAGGAAUAAUGAAGUUAGCAAGGAUGAUUUCUUAAGGGUUAUUAGGAAUAUUGUUGGUGACCAGAUGCUUAGACAGGCAGCUCAGAAACUGCAAAUGCAGCUUCAAGCCCAAGCAAGUCGAAAUCCACCAACAAACCCGAACCUAUAUUCUCUACAGAACCAGAAGGGACAGAAAUCUUCCCCCAAUGUUCCAGCUUCAACAAUUCAAAGGCAAACUGAGUCAAGUUUUCCAACACUCGACAAUAGUAUCCAGAAGUCCCAAGUAGAUAAUAAGUCAGAUGGAAAGGCGACACAUUUUGGUCAAACUCGCUCUGCUGGUUUGAGUGCAGGGAACCAAGAAAAGGAAAGUGCAACGACCUCAUUGCAAGCAGUUAACAAACCAUCCUCCUCGAUGUAUGGAAACAUACCAUCUAAUUUUCAUUCUCAUCCUUAUCCUAGGCUUUCAAUUGGUGCCCAGGCAACUACCCAAAGGCUACAGGGCCAGGUUUCACAAACAAAACAAGCACUGCAUGCCCAAGGCAUUACUGCAACCCAACUUGGGUCUAGUCAGCUCAUGGGUUUGGCAAAUAUGCCAAAGUAUGAAAGUAUUGGCAACGAGUCUAAGAGAAUUCAUGGUGGGUCUUUAGCCAGUCAUACAUUGCAAGCUUAUCCAAACAAACCAAUGAGCCUUGUGAAGCCAGAAGUAAUUGAUCAGGCUUCUGAUCCUCUUGGAAGGCCUCAACAAACAGGUUCAGAAGGCUCUUCAUUUGGUAUAAAGGAAAUUGAACAAAAUGAGCAGUUGACGUCUAGAAUGGGGUUUUCAACGCCUACAACUACGGCUGGAAAUCAUGCUUUGGGACCAGCACCAACCAGUGACGGAACGACACAGAUUUCAUCUGCAACGCUUUCCAAAACUGCCCAGAAAAAAGGUUCUGCAGGGCACAAAAAGCCAUUGGAAGCUUCAGGCACUUCACCUCCAUCAAGCAAAAAGCAGAAAACUUCUGGGGCAUUCCAUGAUCAGAGCAUCGAUCAACUGAAUGAUGUUACAGCUGUCAGUGGAGUUAAUCUUAGGGAGGAAGAGGAGCAGCUAUUAUGUGCUCCUAAAGAGGAGAGUCGGGCUUCCGAAGCCAGUCGAAAAGUUGUGCAAGAGGAAGAAGAAAGAUUAAUUCUCCAGAGGGGUUCUCUUCAGAAAAAGCUAGCAGAAAUCACAUCUAAAUAUGGUAUAAAGAGUAUCGGCAGUGAUGUGGAGCGGUGCUUGUCAUUGUGCGUAGAAGAGCGCUUACGUGGAUUGUUAAGUUACCUGAUCAGGCUGGCAAAGCAGAGGGUUGAUAGUGAAAAGGCAAGACACCGGUUUGUUGUUACGUCAGAUGUUGGACGACAAAUCUUGUCGAUAAACAAACAAAUAAAGGACAACUGGGAAAAAAAACAGGCGGAGGAGGCGGAAAAGCUCCGAAAAGCCAAUGAUGCCGAUAUAAAGACUGGAAGUGAAACAGAGAAGGACAAAGAGAAGGAGAAGGAAAAAGAAGACGGUCGUCUAAAGGCAACCAAGGUGGCCAAUAAAGAAGAAGACGACAAAAUGCGAACUAACGCCGCGAAUGUCGCCGCUCGAGCUGCCGUUGGUGUAGGCGAUAUGUUAUCCAAGUGGCAGCUAAUGGCCGAACAAGCUCGACAAAAGCGUGGAGGAUUGGAUGGAACAUCUUCAUCCCAGUCUACGAAAACUAUUAGCGAUAAAUCUACUCCAAACUUCAAAAGGUCUGAACUGCAAGAAUCCGAAACGCAUGGUUCCCCAGCACCUCAGCCUGGAAUCAGACGAAAAGCUCCCAGAAUUCAAUCUGGGAUGCCAAAUGUUAAAGUUCCCUGCAGCAUCUCUGUGAAGGAUGUGAUAUCAGCCUUAGAGAGGGAGCCCCAAAUGUCAAAAUCAAGUUUGUUAUACAGACUCUAUGAGAGAAAAGGUGGUGAUUCUGCUGCAGUGGAACAGCUUGGUUCGCUCUAAUAAAAAGGUACGUGUGCCAUUCAAAAAAGUUUGGUUGUGGGGUUAGGAAGUUAGGAAGUAGAAGGAAAUGUAGCCAAGGAAAGCAGACUAUAAGUUGUGCAUUUCUUUCUGCUAUGUUUUGUUCUGUGUAAUAUUUUUCGAAAUAUAUUUUUUCUAUUGUUGCAGCUUUUAACUCAUCAAUCUGU